AUGGAUCCCGCAGACAUUGGGAAGGUCUUGUCGGCUCUGUCCCAUCAAGAGCAGCUUAGGAGUCAGCAGGACCAAGCCCUUUCAGAGCUCCGCGGCGCGGUUUCCAUGCUGGCUCACAAGUUCGAUGAUUACGAACCUCGCGUAGUAAAAUUAGAAGGACGGAGAGCACCUACCCCGGAGGUCCGACAUGUUACACAGGAGGUACCCGUCCAGUCCCCUCCAUUUAAUAGGGAACCAAUGCUUCCACACCCUCCACGUUAUGGAGGCGAGCAUGGGUGUUCCAUCAUCCUGUGCGGGGAAGAGAGGCUAUUAGAGCUCCGCCAAGGAAGACAAUUCGUGGCGGACUAUUCCAUUGACUUUCGCAUUUUGGCCGCCCAAAGUGGCUAUGACGAGCGGGCGCUGUGUGGCUUGUUUCGUCGCGGACUAAACAAUACGCUUAAAGACGAACUGACCACCCGCGACACCAGUUCCAACCUGGAGGAGUUGAUCGAUCUCUCUCUGCUCCUGGACAACCGCCUGAGAGAGCGGAGCCGAGAGCACGGAAGUGGUUGGUUCCCGUUCCAGCAUACAGCGGACCACGGUGCAUCACACGAGAUCACUCAAACAACUGGGUCCGGGGACCACCCCAGCGCCCGGAGGGCUGCCGCCAGGGAGGAGCCGAUGCAGCUGGGGGGCGGAAGUUCCAGUCCGGAGGAGAGACUGCGCCGGUUCGAGGACCAGGCAUGUUCCAGCUGUGGUCUACAAGGACAUCGAGCCGCAUUCUGCCCAUCGGAACCUCAACCGCCUACGCCCGUUGAGUACUGUGAGUCACGACCCCGCGCUGAAUCUCGAGCACCUCAGAGAGUCGACUCUCGGCCGGGACACCCCAGGAGACUUGAACUCGAGGGAGAGAUCUACGGGGCGUCUCGGGCACGACAGAUCAGGGCUCUGAUAGACUCGGGUUCCGAUGACUGCUUACUGGACACAGACAUUGCCUCAGAGAUAGGCUGUUUGACCGAGGAAUUAGCCAAAAAGAAACGGGUUCACGAUCUCGAUGGGCGCCUUCUGGAGGUGGUAACUCAGAUCACCGAACCCCUGAAGCUCAGAUUAUCAGGGAAUCACGUUGAACACCGAUGUUUUUAUCUGAUGCAUUUCCGAGCAGUUCCUGUUAUUCUCGGCUUGCCCUGGCUCAAGACAGACAACCCGAUUAUCUCAUGGAACCGCCCGGCCAUAGAAAUAUGUAGCCCGUUUUGUCAUGAGCAUUAUUUGCGGUCGGCCGUAGCGGGGCAUAUGCGUGUCUGUAACAAUGCCCCUGAAGUCAUCUGCCUUGACGGGGUGUCUAGUUACUAUCACGACUUGAAACAGGUUUUUAGCAAGGAUUGCGACCGAUCUUUGCCUCCGCACUUUCCGUACGACUGUGCCAUAGACCUGCAGGUGGGCGUCCCGCAGCCGAGCUCCCGAUUAUAUCAGGUGUCUCGUCCAGAACAAGAGGCAUUGAGGGACUAUAUUAAUAGCUCGCUCGCUGCAAGUCUUAUCAGACCAUCACGAUCACCGUUAGGUGCCGGGUUCUUCUUCGUAGAGAAGAAGGACAAGUCGUUGCGGCCGCGUGUGGAUUAUCGUGGGCUAAAUGACAUUACGAUUAAAAAUAAAUACCCCCUGCCGUUGUUAGAUUCCGCUUUUGCUCCCUUUCAAUCGGCCACCAUUUUCUCAAAAUUAGACUAUCUGGUUCGCGUGCGUGAAGGGGACGAAUGGAAGAUGGCUUUUAAGACCCCAUUAGGGCAUUUUGAAUAUUUAGUCAUGCCUUUCGGUUUGACUAAUGCUCCCGCUGUCUUCCAGAGGCGAGUCAACGACGUGUUGAGGGACAUGCUGAAUGUAUUUUGUUUUGUUUACCUCGAUGAUAUUUUGAUUUUCUCCCGGUCAUUACAGGAGCACAAACAGCAUGUCAGGCUCGUUUUACAACGUUUAUUAGAGAACAGGCUCUUCGUCAAGGCAGAGAAGUGUAAGUUCCAUGUACAAACCAUCUCGUUCCUGGGAUUUAUCAUUGAGCAGGGUAAGCUGAGAGCCGACCCCGUAAAGACCAGGGCAGUGGUGGAGUGGCCUACACCCACCAGCCGCAAGGAACUACAACGCUUCUUGGGGUUUGCCAACUUUUGCAGAAGAUUCAUCCGUAACUAUAGCCAACAGGCUCUUCCAUUAACCAGGUUGACUUCUGUUAAGCUCCCGUUCAAAUGGCACCCGGACGCAAACACAGCGUUCACAAACUUAAAAAGAGCCUUCACUAAUCCACCUGUACUGCAACAUCCUUAUCCUGACCACCCGUUUGUCGUAGAGGUGGACGCCUCGGAUUCAGGAGUGGGGGCAGUUUUGUCUCAACGUUCUCCGGUUGACCAGAAGCUGCACCCCUGCGCCUUUUUCUAUCGUCGUCUCAGUGCCGCCGAGGCGAAUUACGACGUGGGAAACCGUGAACUUUUAGCUGUGGUUGCAGCACUACAUGAAUGGAGACACUGGCUCAAGGGGACUAAGGAACCCUUCACUGUUUUUACAGACCAUAAAAACCUGGAGUACAUUCGAUCCAAAAAUACCAAGCCUGAUGCCCUCUCCCGCCUCCACGAUCCCGUGGAAAAGGACCCCACACCAGGAUCCAUCCUUUCCGAAAAUUGCAUCCUGGGGGCUUUGAGGUGGGAGAUCGAGCGGAGGAUUCAGGAGGCUCAAAAUGGGGCCCAAGUCCCGGCUGAAUGUCCCGCAGAGAAGCUGUUUGCGCCUCCAUCACUGCGGUCGGAGCCACUGGGCGGGUCCCCUUUCAUGACGGCCUACGGGUAUCAGCCACCGCUGUUCCCGUCCCAGAAGGGACAGGUGGAGGUUCCGUCGGUGCAGUUCCACCUCAAACGGGCCCAUCGCAUGUGGAGGGAGGCCAGGUCCGCAUUGUCCCGCACCGCAUCCAGGAACCGGCAGAUCGCAGACCGUCUGCGACGCCCUGCACCGACCUAUGUGGUGGGGCAGAAGGCGUGGCUGGCUACGAGGGACCUGCGCUUGGCCAGCACGUCUGGCAAGCUGGGGCCCCGUUUUACUGGACCGUUCGUGGUGGACUCCGUCAUCGGCCCCGUCACAGUGAAGCUCCGGUUGCCAGCCUCCAUGAAGGUCCACAUGAAGGUUCCACGUCUCGCUGAUCAAGCCAGUAGCGACCUUUCAUGUUCCGUAUUCUGCCGGCCGCACACCUGCUGCCUAUUUGUCAGUGAUUUCACCUGCUAUAUCUAG
Molecule: messenger RNA, 3234 nt
Organism: Hippocampus zosterae (dwarf seahorse)
Lineage: Eukaryota; Metazoa; Chordata; Actinopteri; Syngnathiformes; Syngnathidae
Source: RefSeq, a predicted model, not a curated record